GAGAGUUCAACAACCAAACGAGCUAUGUUCUUGGUGCGGCAGGAUUGACUUUCCGAGACAAUCUGAGGAACGACACGAAGUACAUGACAUCGUUCUUUGGUGGUGGAAUGACGAACGAUAUAAUGACCAUUGGUAACAUGGUAUACCUUGCCACGUUGACAGACCGUGUUCCUAUCAUUCCUCCAUGGAUGCCAAACCGUUUACUCGAUGCCAACGUGCAGAAACCUCUACCGUUUGGCGAGGUGUUCGACGUUCCGCGACUCGCACGCAAACUACGACGCCCAGUGUUGGAAUGGCACCAGGUGAAGGACUAUUCCGCCGGUGAUUCUGUGUUGGAGACUAUUGGAUGCUACACCGUCUGGGGGAGCGUGAAGCCUGGAGAAUCCAGGGAUCCAAGUCCAAGUUCGCUAAUCCCAUUACUGAAUUUGGAUAUCUCAUGGAAUAACAUGCCAUCCUCGAUCAGCCUUGGUUAUGAUACUGCCUCCAUUUGGCGUCUUGCCUCGCUCUUAUAUCCAAGUGCACGGCAACGAGCUAUAGACGCCGGCGAGAUCAAGCCGUCACCAUCAGGAUUCAAGGGUGAACUAGUGCUACCGGAUGAUCAAUUCACGUGUUACGACCUCUUGUAUUAUGCUGCCACCGUAGAGCCAUUUGAAUACUUCCAAGAUUACUCGCCAGCGUGGCGCUUUGUGGUGUCGAACUUUCAUUGGACUCAACAAGUGGAACGUAUAGGCCACUCGUACGUGAGGAGGAUUCUGGGAGUGGAAGACGGAGGUCCGAACUACAUAGCAAUUCACGCUCGUCGUGGAGACUUUCAAGGAUGGUGUGACUCGGAGAGUCAAUCGAGAGACGAUUGCCUGGUCAACAUCGGAGCCUUACAAAUCCGAGUCAAGGAGAUUCAAGACGAGCUCCUUGUUACCAGGGGCAUCAACUUGCGCGACACAGAUGUCAUCCUUCUGAGCGACGAAAAGGACCCGCAGUGGUGGCUCGAAGUUCGGGACCUCGGGUGGAAGACUGUUGAUCAUGUCGCCCUUGAGACCGUCGACAUACACGGUCCUUGGUAUCCCCUCAUAGUUGACGUUUACAUCAUGUCUAGCGGGAUUGGAUUCGUUGGUACAGCACGAUCAACUAUGAGCUUGUUGGCGAAACGUCGAACAGAAGAAUGGAGAAACGGGAUCACUAGAACGGUUGAAUGGGGCUGGCCAGGGGCAGAUAAUCAUUAG
Molecule: messenger RNA, 1220 nt
Organism: Punctularia strigosozonata HHB-11173 SS5
Lineage: Eukaryota; Fungi; Basidiomycota; Agaricomycetes; Corticiales; Punctulariaceae
Exons: 14
Coding region: 84-1220 (378 amino acids)
Biological process (GO): protein O-linked glycosylation via fucose
Molecular function (GO): peptide-O-fucosyltransferase activity
Source: RefSeq, a predicted model, not a curated record